Messenger RNA from Dioscorea cayenensis subsp. rotundata (Guinea yam), 651 nucleotides. RefSeq lists its product as uncharacterized. Gene Ontology annotation, molecular function: cysteine-type deubiquitinase activity; proteasome binding. The record is from RefSeq and is a predicted model, not a curated record. The coding region runs from base 1 to 651 and encodes 216 amino acids. The transcript has 4 exons. NCBI's taxonomy places the organism in Eukaryota, Viridiplantae, Streptophyta, Magnoliopsida, Dioscoreales, Dioscoreaceae. Gene Ontology annotation, biological process: regulation of proteasomal protein catabolic process; protein deubiquitination; proteasome-mediated ubiquitin-dependent protein catabolic process.
AUGGCGCCAUGGAAGAGACAGAGCAAUCGCCGUAGUGGUGUGAAGAAGGAGAAUAAUAUUGAGGUUACACAACAAAGCCAGGUUACAAAUCCACCAAGGCAACAACAAAAGCUGCAAGGGAGACAAGUGCCUUCAAGAUAUAUGGAAGGGUUAUCUAAAUCUGUUGAAAAUGCUCAACAACAGGCCAAGAAAGAUUUGUCCAAGGGUGCACAUGAGCAAAAGGGAUCUGAACUCGGGGAGGUUGUGCACGAUGUGGAAGCUUUGGAAAAGGGUACUAUUGCCAAAGCUGGUAUGGAUGUUAUGACACCGAGAGGCUUGAAAAAUCCUGGAAAACUUAGCCUCGCUCAAUUCAACGCUGUAAGCUCUACUUUCCUGCUGCACUGCUUUGUCUCAGUGGUGUGUGAGCUCGAUAAAUGCCACAUUAAGAAGAGAAUCUUGUAUGAACUGGUGGGAAGUGUCACCCACCAUGGAAGUAAAUCCUCCACAGGACAUUACACAGCCGACAUCAAAUACCUCGAUGGCCCAUGGAUGCGCUGCGAUGAUGAGAAGGUCGCACCUGUUAGCUCGAGCGAUGUUUUCCACGAUCAGGCUUAUAUUCUUCUGUACGAGCGAAUAUGUUGUUGUGAUUGCGCUUUUCAGGGCCAAAUAUAG